Hyaloperonospora brassicae is the source of this 594-nucleotide messenger RNA. The record is from the annotation of a GenBank genome assembly. NCBI's taxonomy places the organism in Eukaryota, Oomycota, Peronosporomycetes, Peronosporales, Peronosporaceae.
AUGUGCAUCUUGUGCUCGAGUGAUCCUGUGGACGGCGAUGUGCGCAAGGACAACCCCGGCGCGUUCCACGUGGGCAUGAUGAAGGCGCCGGGCGCCGACCCCGUGUGCUGUUUGGCAUCGUGUCUGUGUCCGUGCUGUGCGCAGAUUGUGAUCCGUCGCAAGGCGCUCAACUACGACAUGAGCAACUACACGUGCUGUCAGGGCUACAUGGACGGCAUCGUGCCCUGCGCGCGCUCUGGCCAGUGUGGCGAGUCUAGCUGCCCCAAUGGCUGUCUUUGUCUCGAGGCCUUUUGUUGCAAUGGCUGUGCCGUGUCUGCUACACGCAUGCUGGUCAUGGACCGCUACCGUCUGCAGCCCGACAAGUGGGACAACCGCAUUAUUCGAUGCAACAAUUGUAUCCAGCUCGUUAGCUGCGUCUGCAGUCUGCUGUCCAUCUGCAUCUCGGAGCUCGGCGAACUCGCGAAUCUCUUGCACUGCGUCGCACAGUGCACGUAUGCUUCGACGCAAGGCUGUAUGACCGCGCAAGUAAACGUGGAGCUUCGCGAACGCGAGAAGGGCUUUGAGGUGCCAGACGAGACCAUGGACCGCGUCUGA